CAGCGUUUACAUAGUAAAAACAUGUGUUCAGCUUGUACAGUAAAUCUUAGGAAACCCCCCAGUCCCGUGUAUCCCCAGAGCUCGCCUGAAGUGUGCCCAACUUUCCCAUGCAUCUCGCCCCCGCUGCAUCCAUCCGUCCUCCAUCCACACGCAACCUCUUCCCUGAACUCACAACUUCUCAGCCCCUCCCUCAGGAGCACAUUUAUACCAUAUUACACCUAAUAAUCGUGUAACUUUCAGCACGUCUUAGUCCAUGAUGCCAAGCACUGUCACUGCAUGAUGCCCACCACCACCACCACCACAUGUUGUCACUGCGUGAUGCCCACUGCCCUUCUCACUGUGGCGUCUCCCACCCCUCUCUCUCCAUGAUGCCCCCCACCCCUCUCCAUGAUGCCCACCACUCCUCUCACUCACACCCUAGCGCCUUCUUUGCCCAUCUCCUCUCUCCACCCUAGGAGAAGCCCCUCCACGAUCAGCUCUCCUCCCCUUUUCCAUCCUCCACCCCUUUCAGCCGUCUCAAGCCUGCAUCUAUAAGCACUGAGGGGUAUUCUACCAGCUGCAUGUACUAACUAAUAUCCCCUUAAAAGACUGGCUGAAAUAGAGAACUUCACCUUGGAUCACAGAGAGAUCAUUUUAGGGAAAUAUCGAAUCACAGAUCAGAUGUAAGAAGAGAACUUGCUGUGUGCAGUUUGGAAGAAAAACAAAUCUUGAUAAAACAGAAAAAAGUGAACUGAAGAAUACUGCUUGACUACACAUCAUGAGUUGUGUCCCCUGACAUUGAGAAUUCCAUUGUUUUUUAUGAUUUUGUGAAUGCCAGUGAAGAAUAAGAAGAAAAAGAUGUAUGGUUGGUGGAGCAGGUAAUUAUUAGACAAACUGGGGGUCGGACGAAAUAAAUGUGAGACCGGCUCUUGCAUGUUCAGCGGAGGAACAUUUGGGUUUUCAGAUGGCGGAUGUUACAUGGGAGACUGGCAGGAAGGUCGAGCACAUGGAUAUGGGGUAUGCAAGGGCCCUACAAGGCAGGGUGAAUACAGUGGCCUUUGGAACCACGGAUUUGAGUCUCUUGGAGUUUAUACCUGGCCCAGUGGAAACACAUAUCGUGGCUACUGGGACCAAGGCAAGAGGAAUGGGUUAGGCGAGGAACACAAAGGACGAUGGUUGUAUCGGGGAGAGUGGACUCAUGGGCUAAAGGGAAAGCUUGGUGUGAGAGAGAGCCUGUCUGGAGCACGAUACGAAGGUCUAUGGACAGAUGGACAGCAGGAUGGUUAUGGGAUGGAGACAUAUUCAGAUGGAGGUACAUAUCAAGGCCAGUGGCAGUCCGGUAAGCGUCAUGGAUAUGGGGUACGUCAGAGUGUCCCAUAUCACCAAGCUGCAUUGCUUCGUUCUCCUCGAACACCAACUCUCAAUUCUUUGCCUAACUCCCCUGAUGCCCUCUCCAACACGACUCCAGGACUCCUUCCAGGAAGCCCUGCUUCUGGAUCUCGUGGAGGUUUUGUUCUGAAAGUUAGAGGAGUUGGAUCAGAGGCCCCAGGACCUGGAAGUAGUGGCAAGCCAAAAAAAAGAGGCUUUUUCUUCACUCGUUCACUUAUACUCAGUGGGUUCAGACUGCAUCGUGGAUCCGACAACAAAGGUCCAUUAAGUGGUCGUGACAGCCAACGUAGUUCUUUGAGAAGUGAGACACGUGGUGCGGGGGGAUCCUUGGGAUCUAGUGCAAGUCAAGAUGGAUCAAGUGCCAGUGUAGCAGAACUAGAGUCUGAGUUGCCAAUUGCUGCCUGGGAAACUGAGACUUAUGCUGGAGAGUGGAAAGGUGACCGACGAAGCGGGCAUGGUGUAAGCCGUAGAUCCAAUGGCCUUUGUUAUGAAGGAGAAUGGCUGAGGAAUCGACGACAUGGUUAUGGUAGGACAACUUAUCCUGAUGGUUCUCGAGAGGAAGGCAAGUACAAGAUGAAUAUGUUGGCCAGCGGUAAGGUGAAGAGUCUGUUCCCAUUGCGCAGAGGUAAAGGGAGGGAGAAGGUGGAAAGAGCAGUAGAGGCUGCAAGAAGAGCAGAGGGAACUGCCAAGCAGAAACAAGAGAUGGCACUGGCCAGUGCGGCCGAUGCUCGUCUCCAAGCGGAUUCAGCUUCUGUCGCUGCUUCACAGGCACUGGAGGCCUCACGUGCUGCACGGAUCCUUUCCCAUGACCUGGAGGAACUGCUGGAGGCAUCAAGUUCACAGUGUGUGCAGGAUGAGGAGGAACACAUUGCUGAGGGUGACAUACCAUGGCUUAGGCAGUGUCCCACUGAGAUUUGUAAUGAUGGGACACCUUUGUCUGACCAAACCCCAGAACACAGCUUGCCUCCCAGCCACCCAAACACACCCCCAAGUCUUUCAUGCUGCCAUCUGAGAGAAGGGACUCCAUGCCCCCCCAUCCAGGAAGAAGAUAGUCCUUCUCAGUUGGGAACCCCCACACAUAUGUUUGACCACUCAGAGGAGCAAGGACCCAUUGAAUCCACCCCUGAAAUAGGACUAAAUGAGCCUUCACCCAGCAUAGAAUGCAUGGAAGAACCUGUGGAUGCAGGGGGGACAAAUGAGCCCCCCAAAAAAUCUUGUAUGCAAAUGGAUGCUGAUCCUCUUGUGGUGGCUGUUGUGCUGUUUCUUGAUGUUUCGCUCGCAUUCCUCAUCUCGUAUUUUCUGACAUGAGAUGAAAAGUGUUCCUUUUUACACUCUCACAAAGUCUCUCCUACCUGUCCGUCCUUCUCUACCUCUCUACCCCUAAUGUUUACAUAAAAAGGGCUUUUCUCUCUUCCUUUUUCUUGUCUCUCAUACUCUCCCUGUGUCUACUACUGUCACGCUCUCCCCAUCUCACUUUUUUUGCUGGCGACACAUGUCACACUCUGAUGGUUUAGCACUUUCUCCCAACAACUGCAUCUUCAAAUUGACCACACAACUGGAAGGGCAAAUUACAAAGAUCCAGUUGUUCAGACGGGGCAGGGCUAAAUACCGUAGUCGAGGGCAGCCAAUGCAGAUGUUGAUGACCACACACUAGAACAAUGUGGUCAUCUGCUUUAUUUUAGCUUCUGUAAUUAGAUCACAUUUUUAUCACGCGGAUUGAGGUCACAGCCUUUGCUGUAAACUGACCAAAUUGGUAACGUAAAUCUUUGAAUGUAUCGCCAGCUUUAAUAUUGGAGAUUCAUCAAUCCCAGUAAAAUAACACAAUGGACUAUGACUGUUGAAAACUCUUUACUAAUUGUUUUAUUACUAUCCUUUCUACCUUUAUCUUACAAUGCCCAACUGUUUCAUGUACUCUUUCUUUCUCUACUCUAUCCUACUGAGUAUGCUUUCAAGGAAUGUGAUGAUCCUGUUCAGUAUAUUUGCAAGUUUCAUUUUCCAUUGCAGUAGAAUAUUCUACCUAAAGUCAUCCCUACUACAGCCUCCACAGCAAGCCUCACACUGGUAUGCGCUCCCCUUUCCUGCAUCCCUUUUAUUAGAUCCGUAUUCAGUGCAUCCCCAUCUUAUCACGUCCUCUUAUGACUUCUACACCUUCUUCCAUAUUGCCUGAAUUCUUGCUUUAUUCUGUCGCCUGUUUUUCUCCUUAAAUUGCCUUGUGCCCCUGUUGCCUCAUGCUUUAUGCCCCCUGUUCAGAGCAUGCACUUCACUCCUAUUUUUGUAGCAGUAUUUUGCCUUUGAUUGAACCUGAAAGAUGCAAAAAAUUAUAUAAUUAAAGUUAAAAUAAUAAAACCAUAAAAUGUCAUAUAA
Messenger RNA from Pseudophryne corroboree (corroboree frog), 3732 nucleotides. It is a transcript of the gene JPH4, whose product is annotated as junctophilin 4. Gene Ontology annotation, biological process: regulation of synaptic plasticity. Bases 913 to 2676 code for a protein of 587 amino acids. The record is from RefSeq and is a predicted model, not a curated record. The transcript is spliced from 6 exons. Gene Ontology annotation, cellular component: plasma membrane; junctional membrane complex; endoplasmic reticulum membrane. Lineage: Eukaryota; Metazoa; Chordata; Amphibia; Anura; Myobatrachidae.